Molecule: messenger RNA, 1403 nt
Organism: Arabidopsis thaliana (thale cress)
Lineage: Eukaryota; Viridiplantae; Streptophyta; Magnoliopsida; Brassicales; Brassicaceae
Product: Glycosyl hydrolase superfamily protein
Exons: 2
Coding region: 87-1121 (344 amino acids)
Biological process (GO): carbohydrate metabolic process
Molecular function (GO): hydrolase activity, hydrolyzing O-glycosyl compounds; glucan endo-1,3-beta-D-glucosidase activity
Source: RefSeq, marked reviewed
GCAACGAAUAAGAAAAGAAGAGAAACAUCAAACAUCUUUGGUUUGCUUCCCUCGUACCCGUUCUUCAUACAAGCACGCCUUUAAUUAUGGAUUGUCAUAGAAAGACGUUCUUGUUGAAGUUUUUGUGCGUGGCAUUUCUGUUAAACUACAGCAAUGUUGGCUUUGUAGACGCAGCAACAAACAUUGGCUUGAACUACGGCCUCCUUGGAGACAACCUCCCGCCUCCAUCUGAAGUUAUCAACCUCUACAAGUCCUUAAGUGUUACCAAUAUUCGGAUCUUCGACACAACUACGGAUGUCCUUAACGCCUUUCGAGGGAAUCGCAAUAUCGGAGUUAUGGUAGACGUGAAGAACCAAGACUUAGAGGCUCUUUCGGUCAGCGAAGAAGCUGUUAACACCUGGUUCGUGACCAACAUUGAGCCUUACUUAGCUGAUGUCAACAUCACGUUCAUUGCUGUCGGGAACGAAGUCAUCCCAGGGGAAAUCGGCUCUUAUGUGCUACCCGUCAUGAAAUCUCUCACCAACAUUGUCAAGUCGAGGAGUCUCCCGAUCUUGAUCAGCACCACGGUGGCUAUGACCAACCUUGGCCAGUCAUAUCCACCUUCGGCCGGAGAUUUCAUGCCUCAAGCACGUGAACAACUUACCCCGGUGCUGAAGUUUUUGUCUCAAACAAAUACGCCUAUCCUCGUCAACAUCUACCCCUACUUCGCAUAUGCUGCUGAUCCUAUCAACAUUCAGCUCGACUAUGCCAUCUUCAACACCAACAAGGUCGUGGUCCAAGACGGGCCACUUGGUUAUACAAACAUGUUCGAUGUGAUAUUUGAUGCGUUCGUAUGGGCAAUGGAGAAAGAAGGUGUGAAGGAUUUACCAAUGGUGGUAACAGAAACUGGAUGGCCAUCUGCUGGUAACGGAAACUUAACGACUCCAGAUAUCGCAUCUAUAUACAAUACCAAUUUUGUUAAACAUGUGGAAAGCGGUAAAGGGACGCCAAAGAGACCAAAGAGUGGCAUUAGUGGAUUUCUAUUUGCGACGUUCAAUGAGAAUCAAAAGCCAGCGGGAACCGAACAAAAUUUUGGGUUAUAUAAUCCAACAGAUAUGAAGCCCAUCUACAAGAUGUUUUGAUUUUUAGAUUCUUGAUUUUAUAGACUAUCCCAAAUCAUUAGUAAAUUAAUGAUGCUCUAAUAGUUGUAAUAGAGCGGGAUAAAAUCAAGAUCUACAACAACAUUCAUUUUAUAUGUUGUAUGAUCUUCUUAAAUAAAAAAACUUAAGAAGCAGAACUCUAGCACCAGAAAAGAUAACAUCUUAUUAGCUAUGGACAAGUAAAUUGGCACAAUUUUUUCAUUUUUUUUUUAAAUUGGCACAAUUUGGUAGUCUACAACAAAUAUUACUAAUUAUUGUUUUUGA